AUGACCAUGUUUUUGGGGCUUCAGUUCAAACAGUGUUCAGCCCGGAUCCUUAUUCAUCAAGCCAAAUAUGUGGACGAUAUGCUCGUGAAGUUCGGGUUCAGAGACGCUAAAACUGCUUUGAUGCCCAUGGCGGAGAGACCACUGCUAACUCCUGAUCUUGAAGGAGAAUCCGUAGAUCAAACGUACUACAUAUCGAUGAUUGGAUCAAUAAUCCCGAAAUUGGGUCUUUGGUAUCUAAAAAAUUAUGAAUUUGACCUUUACGCUUUUGCAGACAGCAAUUAUGGUGGUUGCGAGCUUGACAGGAAAUCGACAUCAGGCGGAUAUCAAUUUCUUGGAGAUAGGUUGGUGUCUUGGCAAUGCAAGAAGCAACAUACUGUUUCGACCUCAACAGCAGAAGCAGAAUACAUCAACAUGGGAGAUCUUGAGUUUGCAAAGGUGCACAAUUCAGCCAUUUUUCUAGAAGAUCCUCCGGCUGCCCACAAUGAUCUCAAAUUCAUCGUUGAUGGGCUAAGAAAAUGA
This is a messenger RNA of Lactuca sativa (garden lettuce), 519 nucleotides long. The record is from RefSeq and is a predicted model, not a curated record. NCBI's taxonomy places the organism in Eukaryota, Viridiplantae, Streptophyta, Magnoliopsida, Asterales, Asteraceae.